Messenger RNA from Lodderomyces elongisporus, 1188 nucleotides. It is a transcript of the gene HAT2, whose product is annotated as Hat2p. The transcript has a single exon. The record is from RefSeq and is a predicted model, not a curated record. Gene Ontology annotation, biological process: chromatin remodeling; regulation of DNA-templated transcription. Gene Ontology annotation, cellular component: cytoplasm; Rpd3L-Expanded complex; nucleus. Gene Ontology annotation, molecular function: histone binding; nucleosome binding. The coding region runs from base 1 to 1188 and encodes 395 amino acids. NCBI's taxonomy places the organism in Eukaryota, Fungi, Ascomycota, Pichiomycetes, Serinales, Debaryomycetaceae.
AUGGCAGAGGAAAUUGCACCGGGCAGCGAGACCAAAGAGUUGUCCAUCAAAGAAGAGUAUCAACUAUGGAGGAAGAAUUGCCGUUACAUGUACGAGUUUGUUAGUGAGACUGCUCUUACAUGGCCUUCACUCACCAUCCAAUGGCUUCCCAACCACACAACUCAAGACGGAGUGAUAAACACAAGCUUAUUACUUGGAACACACACAUCUGGUAAUGAUACCAACUACUUGAAAGUUGCAGAAACCCAAAUCUCAGCCGAUGGCACGGCUACGGCUAACUCAAGGAUUAAAAUCACCAAGAAAUUCGAAAACACACAAGAGAUAUGUCGAGCUAGAUACAUGCCACAAGAUACAAACAUAGUAGGUACAAUCAAUGGGUCUGGCCAAGUCGACCUUUAUAAGUUGGAUAGCGAAGAUAAGCUGAGCUACCACCAUUUCAGCCCGCAUUCGGAAAAUGGAUAUGGGCUUUCUUGGAAUCCACUUGAGAAGGGACUUUUAUUGACAGCAGCUGACGAUGGACUUGCUUGUGUUACGGAUGUUUUAGGAUCUUACAAAACAACAGUAUUUAAAAGCUCUACCAACACCGAUAUCGUCAAUGAUGCCAAAUGGCACUUUUUCGAUAAGAGUAUAUUUGCAACUGUCUCCGAGGAUGAAUAUGCUUAUAUAUUUGAUACCAGAACCACGGAACCAGUGGCCAAGUACCAUGCAGAAGGGUCCAAAGGGAUCAAUUCGCUUGCAUUUUCUCCAUUCUCUCGAAAUCUUUUGGCUAUAGGUAGCACAAACUCUAAUAUUAGUUUAUUGGACACGAGAAAAUUGGAUAAUAAAAAUGGAACUGCUGGUUUAUUACACACGAUGAUGGGUCAUACCGAUGGUAUUACUAGUAUGGACUUCUCUCCACACAAGGACGGAAUACUUGCAUCUGGAAGUCAAGACAGGAGACUAAUCUUGUGGGACUUGACCAAGAUUGGAGAAGAACAGCAACAAGAGGAUGCAGAGGAUGGGUGUCCAGAAUUGUUUAUGAUGCACGCGGGUCACACGGCGGGUGUGACGGAUUUGAGUUGGUGUCCAUUUAGAGAAUGGACUAUUGGGUCUGUUGCCGAUGACAAUAUUGUGCACUUGUGGGAGGUUAGUAAAAGUUUGAUCAACGAUCCGCUGAACGAAGAGGUCGAUCCCAGUAUACUCGAAUAA